This is a messenger RNA of Aspergillus vadensis CBS 113365, 1467 nucleotides long. RefSeq names its product CCR4-NOT core DEDD family RNase subunit POP2. The coding region runs from base 1 to 1467 and encodes 488 amino acids. The transcript is spliced from 2 exons. NCBI's taxonomy places the organism in Eukaryota, Fungi, Ascomycota, Eurotiomycetes, Eurotiales, Aspergillaceae. Gene Ontology annotation, cellular component: P-body; CCR4-NOT core complex; CCR4-NOT complex. Gene Ontology annotation, molecular function: poly(A)-specific ribonuclease activity; nucleic acid binding. The record is from RefSeq and is a predicted model, not a curated record.
AUGCCCCCUCCCGUCGGCCGAUACGGGCCUACUGGCCUAACAGCUUCCUAUACCCACCUACAGCAAGCCCAUCUCCAGCAACAGCAACAAGCCCAACAUCAUCCGGCCCAAGCCCAGUCGGCCAACUCAGCCCUCCCUCCUCCAUCUCUCGGUGGUCACCCCGGUUUUGCUACCGGAAACCCGAACACAAAUAUCAAUCCGUUUACACUGUCCGGCACCGGUAUCGCAAAUGGUAUGUCCGUCGCAGGGUUCGCGAGUGCCGGGGAUGGAGGCGGCACCGGACUCGCCAGCCACGCCGCCCAGAUGGGCUUCGCACGAGGCGCGCAGAUGCAACAGCAGCAAUUACAUCAGACUCACGAUGGCCGACUGGCGCUCGAGGCAAAGGCCGGUGCGGUGAAGACGCGGAUACGUGACGUAUGGAGCCACAAUCUGGCUCAGGAAAUGGCCAUCCUGCGACAGUUUGUCGAGAAGUAUCCCUACAUCAGCAUGGACACUGAGUUCCCCGGUAUCGUCGCACGUCCAAUGGGAGCGUUCACGAAUAAAGCAGAUUACCACUAUCAAACUCUCCGGUGUAACGUCGAUCUCCUGAAAAUGAUCCAGCUCGGUAUUACCUUGUUUUCUGCCGAAGGCGAGGUACCCCCGCCCAACGCUACGGAUGCGAAUGGACAGCCUCUCGGAAACAGCCUCGUCCCGGCGCCGUGCACAUGGCAGUUCAACUUCCGGUUUUCGUUGGAGGAAGAUAUGUACGCACAAGAGUCGACGGCUAUGCUGGCCAAGGCGGGUAUCGAUUUCUCCAUGCACGAGAAAAAUGGCAUCGACCCCUUUGAGUUCGGUGCUCUUUUAAUCAGCUCGGGGCUGGUUCUUUUGGAAGAUGUCCAUUGGGUCUCUUUCCACUCCGGCUAUGAUUUCGGAUACCUCAUGAAGAUUAUGCUCUGCAAACCUCUUCCCGAGAACGAAGAGGAAUUUCACAAACUCCUCAAGAUCUUCUUCCCGUCGCUGUAUGAUAUCAAAUAUUUGAUGAAACAUGCAGGACGCAAUCAGGCUGUAAACGACUCUCCGUUAACGCCAGCCGCUGCUCAAAUCCUCACUAAUCUCGGACAGAAGUCGGGUCUGCAAGACAUUGCGGAUGAGCUCGGUGUCAAGCGCGUCGGCAUCGCUCAUCAGGCAGGGUCGGACUCUCUCGUGACGGGUGAGAUUUACUGGAAGAUGCGCCAACUCGUCUUCAACGGCAGCAUCGACGAGUCGAAAUACUCGGGUCAGAUUUGGGGCUUGAACGGUCAGAUGCCGGCUUUGCUGUACCACAUGCAGCCACAUCAGACUCCCAAUCUCAACGGCGCCACAAUCUACUCGGCUGCCGGCACGCCAAGCACCCCCAAUGCCGGUCACCUGGGCAGCCAAACACCCCAUACGAUGACACCUGGUGCCACCGGCGGCGUCCUGGGGCAAUUCCAGCUUGCCAAGUCAUGA